CCUGGACGUCGUCUCGCGUGUUGCUCCUGCCUCAGAAACCGUGGGAUAAAAAUGGGUCUAGCGGGGAAGAACGCACGGAGUACAAAGAAAAGUGCCGAGCAGGGGUGAGUGGCGCGCGCACAUGUAGCUGGGCAUGGAUGUUGUGCGUUUGCUGCGGCGGGAGACGCGGUGGGGCGUGGCGUGCCUAAGAUUUUGGCGUCCCGUUUCUAGAGAGAGCUCCGACGACGGUGUUCGCGGGAAUCCGACCGGAGAUUAUCUGGUCGGACAAGUCGCCAAUAGUUUAUCCCACGACAGGCUCUCCUCCAGAAGCAGCCCAGGUCGCUUGGCGUCCCUCUUCAGCUCGUUUGAGCCUCAGCUUCAACCCGUGUACGUGUCUGUGCCUAAAGAAACAGCAAGAAAAAGGAAGCCGGAUGAGGAGGAAGAAAGUACAUCUCAAAUUCAAAGACCACUUUUUCAAGAACCUGCAAAAAAAAUGAAAGUGAAGAAGAAACACUCUGAUACAGACAAAAAGUUGGCAAACAGGGAAAGUGCUCUAGCAAGUGCUGAUUUAGAAGAAGAAAUUCGCCAGAAACAAGGGCAGAAAGGAAAAAAUUCUCAAUCUGGUGUUAAGGUUGCAGAUAGGAAAGUACUUGAUGUAGACGACACAGUUGUAAGUCAAAGAAAGAAAAUUCAGAUCAACCAAGAAGAAGAGAGAUUAAAGAAUGAGAGAACUGUGUUUGUUGGCAAUUUGCCCAUCGCCUGUAAUAAAAAGAAGCUGAAAUCAUUUUUUAAAGAGUAUGGACAAAUAGAAACUGUACGGUUUCGUUCUCUGAUUCCAGCAGAGGGAACUUUAUCCAAAAAGUUGGCAGCAAUACAGCGCAAAAUUCAUCCUGAUCAGAAAAAUAUUAAUGCCUAUGUUGUGUUUAAGGAGAAAAGUGCUGCUACAAAAGCAUUGAAAAGAAAUGGGACUCAAAUUGCAGAUGGAUUUCGUAUUCGAGUUGAUCUUGCAUCUGAGACUUCGUCUAGGGACAAGAGAUCGGUAUUUGUGGGGAAUCUCCCUUACAAAGUUGAAGAAUCUGUUGUUGAGAAACACUUUCUGGAUUGUGGGAAUAUCGUGGCAGUGAGGAUUGUGAGAGACCAAGCUACAGGACUUGGCAAAGGGUUUGGCUACGUUCUCUUUGAGAAUACAGAUGCUGUUCAUCUUGCUCUGAAAUUAAACAAUUCUGAACUAAUGGGAAGAAAACUCAGAGUUAUGCGUUGUGUUAAUAAAGAAAAGUUAAAACAACAGUAUUCAAGUCCAGGUUUGAAGAAUGUCCGUAAACCUAAGCAAGGACUUAAUUUUGCUUCCAAAAAUGCAGAAGGACAUUCUAAGAGUUUAUUUAUUGGAGAAAAAGCUGUUAUCAUGAAAAAGAAGAAGAAAAGACAGAAGAAAAGUGGACAAACUAAGAAACAGAGAAAACUGAAAUAGCAAUUAAAAGCUGCUUUUAGGCUGGGUCUGGUGGCUCACGCCUGUAAUCCUAACACUCUGGGAGGCCAAGGCGGGUGGAUUGCCUGACCUGACAGGUUCAAGGGCAGCCUGAGCCAAAGCAAGAGCAGAGACCCUAUCUCUAAAAAUAGCUGGGUGUUGUAGUGGGUGCCUAUAGUCCCAGCUACUUGGGAGGCUGAGGCAAGGAAAUCACUUCAGCCCAAGACUUUGAGGUUGCUGUGAGGUAAGUCACCACGGCACUUUACCCAGGGCAACAAAGUAAGACUGUCUCAAAAAUAAAUAACUAAAAACUGCUUUUUACCCAUCGAUGUCUUUAGUAAAUAUAUCAUUAUCUGCUAAUAGUUAUGUAAUGAGUUUUACAGUUUUUUAUGAAUAGUAUAUACAAAAUAUGGAAAUUUCCACAUUUCUUCAUUCACGCUGUAGUACUACUUUUGAAACAUUGGAUACCAUGGGUUAUGUAUUACUACU
Messenger RNA from Nycticebus coucang (slow loris), 1933 nucleotides. It is a transcript of the gene RBM34, whose product is annotated as RNA binding motif protein 34. Gene Ontology annotation, molecular function: RNA binding. NCBI's taxonomy places the organism in Eukaryota, Metazoa, Chordata, Mammalia, Primates, Lorisidae. The transcript is spliced from 10 exons. The record is from RefSeq and is a predicted model, not a curated record. Bases 134 to 1447 code for a protein of 437 amino acids.